AGGUGGUGGCGGAAACCGGAAAGGCAAGAGUAAGAAAUGGCGCCAGAUGCUGCAGUUCCCCCACAUCAGCCUCUGCGAGGAUCUUCGACAAACCCUCGAGCGGGACUACCACAGCCUGUGUGAGAAGCAGCCCAUCGGGCACAUGCUCUUUCGGCAGUUCUGCGAGACGCGACCUGAGCUGUCACGCUGCGUCAAGUUCCUGGAUGCCGUGGCAGGGUACGAAGUGGCUCCAGAUGAGAAGCGGAAGGAAUGCGGGCAGCGCCUGAUUGAAAAGUACUUGAAGCCAAACAGUGAGGACCAUGUGCCUGAAGUUCCCUCGCAGCUGGUGGAUGCCUGUUGUGAGAGGCUGGAGCAGGAACCUUCCAAGGAACUCUUCAAGGAAUCCACUAAGCUUAUCCACGACUACCUGAGUGUGGCUCCCUUUGCUGACUACCUCGACAGCUUGUACUUCAACCGCUUCCUGCAGUGGAAAUGGCUGGAACGGCAGCCAGUGACCAAAAACACUUUCCGCCAGUACCGUGUGCUGGGCAAGGGCGGUUUCGGGGAGGUUUGUGCCUGCCAAGUGCGUGCCACAGGGAAGAUGUACGCCUGCAAGAAGCUGGAGAAGAAACGGAUCAAAAAGCGGAAGGGAGAGGCCAUGGCCCUGAAUGAGAAACAGAUCCUGGAAAAAGUGAACAGUAGGUUUGUAGUGAGCUUAGCCUAUGCAUAUGAAACUAAAGAUGCUCUCUGCCUAGUGCUGACCCUCAUGAAUGGAGGGGACCUCAAGUUCCAUAUCUACCACAUGGGAGAGGCUGGCUUCGAGGAGCCCCGGGCAGCUUUCUAUGCUGCCGAGAUCUGCUGCGGCCUCGAGGACUUGCACCAGGAGAGGAUAGUGUACAGGGACCUGAAGCCAGAGAACAUACUGCUGGAUGACCACGGUCACAUCCGUAUUUCAGACCUGGGGCUAGCUGUGCAUGUGCCGGAGGGCCAAACAAUCAAGGGCCGGGUGGGGACAGUUGGCUACAUGGCUCCGGAGGUGGUGAAGAACGAGCGCUACACGUUCAGCCCAGACUGGUGGGCUCUGGGCUGCCUGGUGUAUGAGAUGAUCGAGGGACAGUCCCCCUUCCAGCAGCGCAAGAAGAAGAUCAAGCGGGAAGAGGUGGAGCGGUUGGUGAAGGAAGUGCAGGAGGAGUACUCGGAGAAGUUCUCACCUUGCGCCCGCUCCCUCUGCACCAUGCUCUUGUGCAAAGACCCUCUGGAGCGCCUGGGGUGCCGAGGAGCUGGGGCCAAGGAAGUGAAGGAGCACCCUCUGUUCAAGCACCUCAACUUCAGGAGGCUGGAAGCAGGCAUGCUGGACCCCCCCUUCAAGCCAGAUCCCCAGGCCAUCUACUGCAAGGAUGUUCUGGACAUCGAGCAGUUCUCCACGGUGAAAGGGGUGGAGCUGGAGCCCACAGACAAUGACUUCUACCAGAAGUUUGCUACAGGAAGUGUCCCCAUUCCUUGGCAGAAUGAGAUGAUCGAGACGGAGUGCUUUAAGGAGCUGAAUGUCUUUAGCACAGACGGCACGGUGCCCCCAGACCUGGACUGGAAAGGGCAGCCUUCUCCACAGCCCAAAAAAGGAUUACUCCAGCGCUUAUUCAGCAGACAGGACUGUUGUGGAAACUGCAGCGACAGUGAGGAAGAGCCCACCCGGCUGUAGAGCACAGCUUGUUCUCCAGCCUUUGGGACCCCCUUGCCUCUCCGGGUGCCCAGCAGAACAACCACCCAGCCUGAAGGACAAGGUAGCAGCGGCCCCGCAAGGUGGAUUUGUUUACAGCUUUACAUGUCUGUAUUUGAAGACUGUGAGGAUGGCUCCAGGGCUGGUGGCAGCACACGGGUCGUGCUGAGGUGCCUCUGACCGUGCGCAAGCCCUCGUCCCUGAGACAGACCUGGAUCCUUCUUAAUCUGCCCCUUGGGAUUGUGCUGCUGCCGCCCGCCAGCUGCCGCUCCCCUCCCGGACCCAGGGUGGGAGGGAGGGAUUGCACCGGCGUGGGCCAAGGCCAGGCUGGAGCAGCUCUGCUGACACAUUCCACAGUGCCAAAGUGGCACUGCAGGUUUGGUG
This is a messenger RNA of Cariama cristata (Red-legged seriema), 2080 nucleotides long. RefSeq names its product G protein-coupled receptor kinase 6 (gene GRK6). Gene Ontology annotation, cellular component: cytoplasm; plasma membrane. The coding region runs from base 47 to 1678 and encodes 543 amino acids. NCBI's taxonomy places the organism in Eukaryota, Metazoa, Chordata, Aves, Cariamiformes, Cariamidae. The record is from RefSeq and is a predicted model, not a curated record. The transcript is spliced from 15 exons. Gene Ontology annotation, molecular function: G protein-coupled receptor kinase activity; ATP binding. Gene Ontology annotation, biological process: signal transduction; regulation of signal transduction; protein phosphorylation.